AGCGACCCGGUGACCGACGGCUUCGACCCAUCCUCACAUGAUGUCAGCCUGCAAGUGCACCACUCAUGGAUAUAUAUAAAAUGAACCAUCUACACUAGUUACUCAUUCGUUAGUUUGUGCUCAACAAGAAAACUUAGCAAGAUGCUCAAAUACGUGACAGUAUUGUGUGUGUUAGCCGCGAUGUGCGCAGGCGCACCGCAGCCUCAACAGAACCCCCAGGAAGUCCAGAUCCUGCGUUUCGACAGCGAUGUUCAACCCGAUGGCUACAACUUCGCAUAUGAGACCAGCGACGGCACAUCCCGUCAAGAGGAAGGAAAACUCGACAACCCACAAUCCGAAAACGCUGCCUUGACAGUUACAGGACAGUACGCGUACGUCGCUCCUGAUGGCAAGCACUACACCGUCACCUUCACCGCUGGACCAAACGGCUUCCAACCCAAAACUUCUCUCGGACAGAAGUAAAUUAUGAAUACUAUAUCAUUAACACCAACGCAAUUCCAAACUUAGCCGUGUCCUGUCUGAGCAAGCCUCGCGAAGUGGAUCGACGCGACGCGAAAGUGGCGAUGCGACGCGAAAAUAUUGAAUGUAUGUACGUAUAUGGCUGUGUUCUGUAUAGUCUAUACAGGACACUAAUAUACAGCCAUCCAUUUGAUAUGGUCGCGACGCUUUGUUUCAAUGAAGUCAAUCAUGUCAUGCUCGUGCGAGGUGACACCUAUAUCAUCUUAUAGUUACCUCAGGCGAAGCAUAUCACGUCCUAGCCGACCAUGUCCUUGUAAUUCCUCUCUCAGUCAGGGCCUGGCUAAUCGGAUACCAACAACGCUGUGCAUUGUCGGGACUUGCAACUAUGUUAUCUUGCCUCCAGUACGUGAACCUUGUAAAUACUCUUUCUAUAUAGUUUCAUACUUAAAGUUAACCCGAUACCUAUCCGCUACUCGAUCUCAGCUGUAUUCUGUCUGAGCAUAAAGAAAACGAAAUGCGAAUCUAAAUUCUUGUGCCAUAAGAAUACCUUUGUACUUUUAUAAUUUUGUAAAGACUCUUGAUUUAUGAUUUAUGAAUAAAGUUUUUUAAUAAAAAUCAA
This is a messenger RNA of Plodia interpunctella (Indianmeal moth), 1078 nucleotides long. RefSeq names its product endocuticle structural glycoprotein ABD-5-like (gene CPR23). Gene Ontology annotation, molecular function: structural constituent of chitin-based larval cuticle. Gene Ontology annotation, cellular component: chitin-based extracellular matrix. The record is from RefSeq and is a predicted model, not a curated record. The transcript has 3 exons. The coding region runs from base 142 to 462 and encodes 106 amino acids. Lineage: Eukaryota; Metazoa; Arthropoda; Insecta; Lepidoptera; Pyralidae.